Fraxinus pennsylvanica is the source of this 1257-nucleotide messenger RNA. Lineage: Eukaryota; Viridiplantae; Streptophyta; Magnoliopsida; Lamiales; Oleaceae. The record is from the annotation of a GenBank genome assembly.
AUGGCUGCCCGAAAUACCAAGAAAAUGAGAGAAACCUCGGAUUCCGACCACCUCAGCUGUUUACCAGACAGUAUUCUUAGUCAUAUACUCUCUUUUCUUGACACAAAAUCCGCUAUUAGAACUUCUGUUUUGUCCAAACGUUAUGCACUUGUUUGGACUUUACUGUCAAAUCUUGAUUUCAAAUAUUCAGGCAUUGAUAUUCCUGGUUUUACUUCAUAUGUUAACCAUGUUUUGGAUCGCAGGGAACAUAGCAUAGUUACCCGUUUUCGCCUUUCAUUGCAUAAAAAUGUGGAUUCCUCAUUCGUCGAGAAAUGCAUUGAGUAUGCGGCUGAACACAAGGUGCAGGAUUUGAGGGUUCGAGUUUGUACUAAACCUAAGUCUGUUGUAUUGCCAGGAUUGUUGCUUAAUAUGUCGUGUUUAAGAAUUUUAAGAUUGAAUAAUGGGACUUGUUGGAGUAUAGAGUUACCAAAGUCACUUGCAUUGCCUAAUUUAAAGGUUUUGAGGCUCAAGAAUUUUGCGUUUUCGGAUAGUAAUUACAAUGGGGAAAUUUUUAUGGGGUGUCCGAAUCUUGAGACUUUGGUUUUAAACAAGUGUUGGAUUAGGCCGGUCGGCGAACUCAAGGUUUUGGAGGUGAAUUGCUUGAAACUUAAGAAUUUGGAGAUAAGGUAUUGGAGGAGUCCUUGGAGAUGUUUUGAUGAAUGUAUGAUCAAUGUGACUGCGCCUCGACUUGAUACUUUUCGAUUACAGGGUCAUCUCCUUAAAGUGAAUUUCAAGGAGUCUUUGGUGUGUUUAGAAAAGGCCUCUAUUGAUUUGUUCUAUCCGAUGUCGUGCGUAAUGGUGGAUACAUGGGAGAGAAAGCAAAAGAUGUCAGAAACUUUUAUAAGUAUGCUUGGCCGACUAUGUACGGUGAAGUCUCUCUUCCUAUCGACAAAGACGACCGAGGUUUUGUCUGCCGUUUCUGAUUUAAGAAAGCGUGCACCGCUUACCUUUGACAAUUUGAGGUAUAUAAGGUUCACAGCAGAGAAUAAACACACGGAGAAGUGUAUAACUAUCAACGAACUUACAGAGUCAUUGAAGAGUGCAAAGAAUGACUAUUUAAUACUCCGUGAUUCUAAGGAUUCAAAAAGUUGGAAGACCAAACCUAAGCGAAAUACAAGCUACGUUGCUAUACGUGCAGGUGUUAUCUCCUACUUACUCGAUAGCUGUCCUUCUGCAGAAAAUGUAAUUGUUGAACUACCAAAGGUAUCAACAGACUAA